AUGGGCUCCCUCGGCUCCGACGCAAAGCUCCCCUGGAGCAAGACGCCCUGCGUCCAGAGCCCUCAGCUGUCCCGGAUCGCGGGCUGCAACAUUUACAUGAAGCUGGACAACCUCCAGCCCAGCGGCUCCUUCAAGUCGCGAGGAAUCGGCAACCUCAUGACCCGAGCCGCGGCCACAGCAACUGGAGAUGUUCACUUUUACUGCUCCUCGGGCGGCAACGCUGGCCUUGCCUGCGCCACCUCGGCCGUCGCCCUCAACAAGCCCGCCACCAUUGUCAUCCCCAUGACCACGUCCGAUCUCAUGAAGAACAAGCUUCUGGACCUGGGAGUCGAAGUGCACCAGACGGGAAAGAACCUGGCUGCCGCCGACGAGUACCUGCGAACCGAGCUGCUCAGCAAGGACCCCCAGGGCGUCUACGUCCCGCCCUUUGACCACCCCCACGUCUGGGACGGAGCGUCGACCAUCAUCCCUGAGCUGCGGGAUCAGAUGGACGUCCCCAUGGAUGCCAUCGUGUGCAGCGUCGGCGGAGGUGGCCUCUUCAACGGCUUGAUGCAGGGCAUAGAGAGCUACCCCUGGUCCGGCUGCAAGCCCGACGUCGUCUGUGUCGAGACGGACGGCGCCGACAGCCUCAACGCCUCCCUUCGCGCCCAGUCCCACAUCACCCUUCCUGAGAUUACGUCCAUCGCCACGUCGCUGGGUUGCUCCCGCGUCUCUGCCGAGACGUGGAAGUGGGCUCAGUACCCCAACACGCAUAGCCUCGUCGUCUCGGACGCGGACGCCGCCAUCAGCUGCGUCCGCUUCGCCGACGACGCCCGCCACCUCGUCGAGGUUUCGUGCGGUGCCGCGCUGGCCACGGUGUACCGCGGUGACCUGCGCGAGCGGCUGGGCCGGGGCAUGAGCGACGACGAGUGGGCGCAGAAGAACAUUGUUCUGAUUGUCUGCGGCGGAUCUGGCGUCACCCUGGGCAUCCUCGACCAGUACGUCAAGGAGUACGCACACCAGACGGCCAUCAAGGUAUAA
Purpureocillium lilacinum is the source of this 1020-nucleotide messenger RNA. RefSeq lists its product as uncharacterized. Gene Ontology annotation, biological process: L-threonine catabolic process; L-serine catabolic process. The record is from RefSeq and is a predicted model, not a curated record. Gene Ontology annotation, molecular function: L-serine ammonia-lyase activity; pyridoxal phosphate binding; threonine deaminase activity. NCBI's taxonomy places the organism in Eukaryota, Fungi, Ascomycota, Sordariomycetes, Hypocreales, Ophiocordycipitaceae.